GUCUUUAUCGCGCCCCUCAUAGAAACAACGCGUUUUCAUGCCAUUUUGCCUCUAGGAGUUCCCGACCUCGGCCAUUUCAUGACAACUCCUCUCUCCCCUGCAAGCCCAGCUAGUAUACCCUCCUGCUGGCGUACUGUAUCUCAUUUAUCCGAAACUGAAAACCAACCAGCGCUUCAGACAUCUGAGAUUCCGUGUUCAUCGGGACCCCGUCAACCGCCGUUAUGGCUACGAACGCUGCUUCGCACAUCUCCGUUGGGGCCUUAAGUGCAAUAUUUGACGACUCGAAAGUUGCUCCGCAGGAGCCCAUUGUCCAAUGUGUCCAGAUCAAACCCUUACCUCCGCAACAAAAUAAUCAGGAGCGCUUUCGCGCUGUCUUUAGCGACAUUUCGAACUAUGUACAAACUAUGCUUGCAACCCAAGCGAAUCACCUCGUUACAAGUGGGCUUCUUCGUAAAGGAUGUUUCGUCCGUCUCAAGUCAUUCCAAGCAAAUUCUGUCAAGGGCAAAAAGAUUUUGAUCAUCUUGGACCUCGAGGUCCUGCAGGAACUUGGAGAGUGUGAAAAGAUUGGCGAGCCAAAGCCUCUCGAAACCAAGCCCGAGGAUGAUGAGAAAGCGCAGUCCACCGCGAUUUCUAGUAACGGCUUUUACGGCACAAAGGCACAAACCCAGCCUCAGCCGCAGGCCCGGCGUGUACAGACACACGGUCAUGCAGCAGCCUCAGCCCAUGCUACAAUCUAUCCGAUAGAGGCGAUUUCUCCUUACUCGCACAAGUGGACGAUUAAGGCACGGUGUACAAGCAAGUCGGCGAUCAAAACUUGGCACAAUAGAAAUGGAGAAGGGAAACUAUUCAGCGUUAAUCUCCUCGAUGAUAGUGGCGAGAUUCGAGCUACCGGUUUCAACGACCAAUGUGACAUGCUCUAUGAUGUUUUCCAGGAAGGUAGUGUGUACUACAUAUCCAGUCCCUGCAGGGUCCAGAUCGCGAAGAAACAGUUCAGCAACCUGAACAAUGACUAUGAGUUGACCUUCGAAAGGGAUACCGUGGUCGAAAAGGCGGAAGACCAAAACGAUGUACCACAAGUCCGAUUCAAUUUCACUAGCAUCGGUGACUUGCAGGCAGUCGAGAAAGACACCACCAUUGACGUAAUUGGGGUCUUGAAGGACGCAGCAGAAACGUCUCAAAUCAUAUCCAAGACAACCAGUAAACCCUACGACAAACGUGAGUUGACUCUUGUUGACAACACAGGCUUUUCUGUUCGUUUGACAGUGUGGGGUUCUACUGCAACGGAGUUUAGUGCUGCGCCGGAGUCGGUCAUCGCGUUCAAAGGAGUGAAAGUUUCAGAUUUCGGGGGUAGAAGCCUAAGUUUGCUAAGCUCCGGAUCGAUGACUAUUGACCCGGAUAUUGAGGAAGCUCAUAAGCUUAGAGGCUGGUAUGAUGCCCAAGGCCGGUCUGAUACUUUCACUUCUCAUGCUUCACUGUCAAGUGCCAUAGGCACUACUCCUGGGAGACGCGAUCAGUUCAAGACCGUGGCACAGAUCCGGGAGGAGCAGCUGGGCAUGUCCGAAACUCCAGACUUCUUUUCACUGAAAGCUACUGUUAUCUACAUAAAACAGGAUAAUGUGGCUUAUCCAGCCUGCAUUUCUGAGGGUUGCAACAAGAAGGUGACAGAGCUCGACCCUGGGCAGUGGCGUUGUGAGCGCUGCGAAAAAACGCAUCCUAGACCGGAAUAUCGUUACAUAAUGCUUAUCAAUGUCAGCGAUCACACAGGCCAGCUUUGGCUGAGUUGCUUUGAUGAAGUGGGAAGAGCUCUCAUGGGAACUUCAGCUGAUCAGCUGAUGGAACUCCGACAAAAUGAUGACAAGGCAGCAGGAGAAAUAUUCCAGGAUGCGAAUUGUCGAACAUGGAAUUUCAGGUGCAAGGCUAAAACAGAUAACUUUGGUGAUCAGCAACGCGUUCGGUAUCAAGUCUCCUCUGCUAAAGCCUUGAAUUAUUCAGAGGAAGCUUCACGUUUGGCUGAUAUUAUUCAAAUGUACACUGUAUAAUAGAAGGCGUGUAACUUUACCACGGUAUUUAUUAUGCCUUUGAAUAUCGAUGCCAAUAGUAUUUUUAUCUCUCGAUUUUGCCUCCUUGCUUGCUUGUUGCGCUUCUAUUGUCUUUGCCGUAUCGGAAUCGCCGCAACCCCCUGGUCUAUAGCAGUCAUUCUAUCAAUCUCCUAUCCUAUCAAGGCAAUCGAGAUUCGCCGUUGCCGAUACUCUACUACUCUCAAAAGAGUUGCUAUCUCCUACUCCCCUUGAAUGCCUGCAACGCCUUUAAUAUGGUAUAUGUGAGCAUAUAC
This is a messenger RNA of Paecilomyces variotii, 2332 nucleotides long. Its product is annotated as replication factor A 1, rfa1. Bases 222 to 2039 code for a protein of 605 amino acids. Gene Ontology annotation, cellular component: DNA replication factor A complex; nucleus. Gene Ontology annotation, molecular function: damaged DNA binding; single-stranded telomeric DNA binding. The transcript is spliced from 6 exons. NCBI's taxonomy places the organism in Eukaryota, Fungi, Ascomycota, Eurotiomycetes, Eurotiales, Thermoascaceae. Gene Ontology annotation, biological process: meiotic cell cycle; nucleotide-excision repair; double-strand break repair via homologous recombination. The record is from RefSeq and is a predicted model, not a curated record.